Molecule: messenger RNA, 1680 nt
Organism: Penicillium taxi
Lineage: Eukaryota; Fungi; Ascomycota; Eurotiomycetes; Eurotiales; Aspergillaceae
Product: carotenoid oxygenase family protein
Exons: 2
Coding region: 1-1680 (559 amino acids)
Biological process (GO): carotene catabolic process
Molecular function (GO): carotenoid dioxygenase activity
Source: RefSeq, a predicted model, not a curated record
AUGUCUUCUCUUGAAUCCAACUCUCCUCUAGCAGAACCUAGUAGCUCAAAAUCUGAUGAGCCUUGGAACAACUGGCCUAAUGACAAAGGGUUUGAUCCCGAAUAUGAACAACGUGAGCCAGUCGAGCUUUCCGUGACUGGACACAUUCCAGCCUAUGCAGCUGGAGUUCUAUAUCGUACUGGACCGGGAAAAAGUCAGGUCGAAACAGAAGAUGGCCAGCUCUUCCAGCUGACGCACUGGUUCGAUGGCUUCACUCAAACGCAUCGUUUCCAAAUAAUUUCAACAGACACUCAAACACGAGUGGUGUACAACUCACGCUUCUCAACUGAUGCUGCAAUUGAUUUUGUCCGAAAAACAGGCAGAUUUGGCAGAUUUGGCUUCGGUCAGGAAGCAGACCCGUGCAAGUCUGUGUACAGCCAAUUUCAAAGCGAAUUCUCGUCAGCGACACCGCCUCACAGCGAUGUGAAUUAUCCCAAUAUUGGUGUUACUCUUUCGAUCAACAUGCCCGGACUGGAUCCCCAUCCUGAAGGCCAGGACCGCUGGAAUGGAAUUCAGAACUUGUAUGCAAAAACCGACUACAAUGCUUUCAAGAAGCUUGACCCGGAGACUCUUGAGCCUAUCGGCCUGGCUCAGCAGGGGGACCUCCAUCCAGACCUGACUGGUCCUAUUUCAGCCUCACAUGCCCGCUCGGAUCCUAUCACAGGUGACGUCUUCAAUUUCAACCUCUCAGUGGGCAAAACUUCUACCUAUCGCGUAUUCCACGUUUCUGCUUCGACCGGAAAGACCACCAUCCUGGCCACUUUCUCUGGUGUCCCUGCAUACAUUCACUCCCUAUUCAUCACGGAAGACUACGUGCUUCUUUGCGUUUGGAACUCACACGUUGAUAUCACCAAGUCAGGCAAGAUGUCCGUGACCUAUUCAAUCUUGCCUCCAGAUGCCUCCGAGCCCGCAACCUGGUAUGUAGUAGACCGCAAGAACGGCCAAGGUCUCGUAGCAACCUACGAAAGCGAGGCUUUCUUCUGUUUUCACACCAUAAAUUCGUGGCAGGAACCUUCCAAAGAAGACCCGAAAAAUUUCGACAUAGUCGCCGAUCUAGUCCGAUACGACAAUUCGGACUUCAUCCACGCUCUGCUCUACGAACGCCUAAAGUCCUCUCUGCCCAGCGCGAAGGAAUUCGCCGCAAAUAGAGACGCAGAAUCGCGCUCGACUAUCACCCGUUUCCGCCUUCCAGACAUGUCGACAACACCUACCUCCGAGAUCAAAAAGGCUACUAUCGAGUGGUCUGCGGCAAAGUCUCUGUCCCCUGAGCUGCCGGUCAUGAGCACUAAGUUUGUUACCCGUCAAUAUCGGUACUUGUACUCUACCACCUGGCGUGGAGAGUCUACUCUCACAGAUGGGAUUAUGAAGUUCGACUGUGAUAAGUUGGAGUCUAGUCUGUGGGCUUGUCAUGGCCACUCGCCCGGAGAGCCUAUCUUUGUUGCGAACCCUGAUGGCGUCAGUGAGGAUGACGGUGUGCUUUUGAGUGUUGUGCUGGAUGGUGUGGAAGGUACUAGCUACCUUCUCUGUCUUGAUGCUCAGACUAUGGCUGAAGUUGGACGGGCUAAUGUUAAUGGAGCUGUUGGGUUCGGUUUCCAUGGACAGCAUGUUCCUAUUGUUGGCCUGCCUACUGGUGAUUAUUAG